AUGGUGGCGAACCCCUACAACGCGCACCACGUCCAGCAGAUGGCCCGCGAGCCGUCGACGUCCGCGGUGCUCGACGACUUCGGCGCGGUCUACGGAGGCGGCGGCGCCGCGGCGCCGCCGCCGCCGGCCGCGAGCGCCUGGAGCCCCUUCGCGAGCAAGCCCCGGCCACCGGCGCCGGGCGACGACGACGUCGUCAUGACGUCGAACCCGAACUCGAGCCACCUCGUCGCGCGGGAGCCGUCCGCGUCCGCGCUCCUCGACGACUUCGACGCCGUCUACGAGAAGAAGCGGGCGCCGGACGAGCCCCGCUCCUGGAACCCCUUCGCCUCCGCGAAGAAGGCGCCGCCGCCGAAGCGCCGCGAGUCCCACUCCGCCGACGUCGACGACGAGCCGCUGAGCCCCGCGACGUUCGCGAACAACCCGUUCUCGCUGCGCCAGCAGGCCGCGGACGCCGGCGGCCCGGAGCUCACCGCGGACGGCGUCUACGGGUCCCGCGACCCGGCGUCGCCCGCGGCGCACAUGACGGCCAACCCCUUCGGGGCGGCGCACCGGAAGAAGACCGUCGACGACGACCCGACGGACUUUGGGGACGCGUACGAGAAAGACGACGCCGCCGUCGGCGGCGAGAACCCCUUCGGCGCCGCGCACCGCAAGAAGAAGGUGAAGGACGACCCGACGGACUUCGGGGACACCUACGAUAAAGACGACGGCGCGGUCGGCGGCGAGAACCCCUUCGGCGCCGCGCACCGCAAAAAAAAAGAGCAGGACGACCCGACGGACUUCGGCGGCGCCUACGCGACGGACGGCGACGUCGCGAUGACGGCGAACCCCUUCGCGGCGACGCACGACCAGCGCAAGGAGAGCGCCGUGCCGCCGCGCCGCGGGACGGACUUCCACAACAGCAAGGCCGACUCCGUCGCGAUGCGCCUCGGCAAGCAGCGGCACAAGGUCCGGAAGAGCACGACGCUCCAGAAGCAGGACGUCCACGUGGCGACGGCCGACGUCUACGGCGAGGGCGACGGCGGCGUCGCCGGGGCCAACCCCAUGGCCAAGGACCACAGCCCCGCGGAGAAGCUGACGCUGAAGCUGAUUCGCACGUCGCUCGUCGGGAGCCCCUACCAUGGCAAGGACCGCAAGGAGUUCACGACGGAGCUGAACCUCGAGGACGCCUACGAUAAAGACGACGGCGCGGUCGGCGGCGAGAACCCCUUCGGGGCCGCGCACCGGAAGAAGCAGGUCCGCGACGACCCGUUGGACUACGGCGACGCCUACGAUAAAGACGACGCCGUCGUCGGCGGCGAGAACCCCUUCGGGGCCGCGCACCGGAAGAAGCAGGUCCGGGACGACCCGUUGGAUUACGGCGACGCCUACGAUAAAGACGACGGCGCCGUCGGCGGCGAGAACCCCUUCGGGGCCGCGCACCGGAAGAAGCAGGUCCGGGACGACCCGUUGGACUACGGCGACGCCUACGAUACGAAGGACGACGACGGCGCCGUCGGCGGCGAGAACCCCUUCGGCGCGGCCCACCGGAAGAAGCGCGUCGAGGACGACCCGACGGACUACGGCGACGCGUACGAAGAGAAACACGCGCACCUCGGCAUGGCCAACCCCAUGGGGUCGCGGCCGCCGCACGAGACGGGCUACGAGUACGAGUCGUCGUUCUACGACCGCGUCUACGGGUCGCCGGACGGCGUCGGCGGCGCGAACCCCAUGGGCGGCGACGACGGCGUCCUCGACACGCUGAGCGCCGUCGAGCAGGAGGAGAUGGUCGCGGGGACGUCGAGCCCCUGGCACACCUUCGCCAUGGUGCUGCAGCACGCGCGCGACGUGCUCGCGGAGGGCGCGGCGAAGCUCGACGCGGCCUACGCGCGCGCGAAGCCCCGCGGCGGCCGCGGCGACGCCGCGGGCCGCAAGGCGUCCUUCGAGGCGGGCUGGCGCGCGCUGACGCGCGACGUCGACCGGUCGCUGCGGGCCAUGGUGAAGAUGACGGACGAGAGCCACGGCAAGGACGAGAUGCGGGCCCUGGGGCGGGGCGCGUCCGAGGACCUCCGCGCGUACCUCGCCGCCGAGGGCCGGUGCGUCGACGUGGGCCUCUGCAGCGUGGGCCACUUCGUGCCCCUCGCCGCCGUCGACGGGUCGUCGAACCAGGAGUCCUUCGAGGUCUUCUCCGGGCGCACGACCUCCGACCGCUUCGGCGACCGGCGGGGCAAGUGGUACCACCGCUGCGUGGAAUUCAACCACUGGUUUGGGUGGUCCUGA
Molecule: messenger RNA, 2259 nt
Organism: Aureococcus anophagefferens
Lineage: Eukaryota; Pelagophyceae; Pelagomonadales; Pelagomonadaceae
Exons: 1
Coding region: 1-2259 (752 amino acids)
Source: RefSeq, a predicted model, not a curated record